Pistacia vera is the source of this 609-nucleotide messenger RNA. RefSeq names its product rust resistance kinase Lr10-like. The record is from RefSeq and is a predicted model, not a curated record. Bases 1 to 609 code for a protein of 202 amino acids. Gene Ontology annotation, biological process: protein phosphorylation. The transcript has a single exon. Gene Ontology annotation, molecular function: ATP binding; protein kinase activity. Lineage: Eukaryota; Viridiplantae; Streptophyta; Magnoliopsida; Sapindales; Anacardiaceae.
AUGCCUAAUGGGCCUCUUGAUAGACAUAUCUUCUCAAAAGUAGAUAGAGGUACGACGUCAUUCAGUUGGACAAAACUUCAUGAGAUUGCUUUAGCAACAGCUUGUAGGAUUGAGUAUCUUCUUGCGGGCUGUGAUGUGUGCAUUCUUCAUUUCGACAUCAAGCCUCAUAAUAUAUUACUAGACCACAAUUUUCACCCAAAAGUCUCGGAUUUCGGACUUGCAAAAUUUUAUCCAAAGGAAAAUGAUUUUGUGUCUGUUAGUGCUACAAGAGGAACUAUAGGGUACAUAGCUCCUCAGUUAGUUUCAAGGAAUUUUGGACCCAUCUCAUGCAAGUCCGAUGUUUAUAGUUUUGGGAUGUUGUUACAGGAAAUGGUCGGAGGAAGAAGGGACUCUGAUAAGAGGACAGCUCGUUCGAGCAGAGCAUACUUCCCGUCGUGGGUAUAUGACGGAAUAAAUUUAGGAGAAGAUUUAGAGCUCCCAAAUGUUUCUGAAAUUGAAGUUGUCAUAGCGAAAAAACUUUGUAUAAUUAGGUUACGGUGCAUUCUAAGUGAAGCCAGUAGAUCGUCCUUCAAUGACCAAAGUUACGGAAAUGUUAGAAGGAAGCGUUGA